Erigeron canadensis is the source of this 971-nucleotide messenger RNA. Its product is annotated as VAMP-like protein YKT61. NCBI's taxonomy places the organism in Eukaryota, Viridiplantae, Streptophyta, Magnoliopsida, Asterales, Asteraceae. Gene Ontology annotation, cellular component: Golgi apparatus. Gene Ontology annotation, biological process: endoplasmic reticulum to Golgi vesicle-mediated transport. Gene Ontology annotation, molecular function: SNAP receptor activity. The transcript is spliced from 6 exons. The coding region runs from base 118 to 741 and encodes 207 amino acids. The record is from RefSeq and is a predicted model, not a curated record.
ACUCAAAACAACAAUCAAUUACACAAAAACAGCUCUCAUCAAAAUCAAGCCCCGUCGACCCAUCCCAUCCCCCUUUUUUUUUAUUCACAAACAGAAAGAAAGAAAACAAGAAAGAAGAUGAAGAUAACAGCUUUGCUAGUUCUUAAAUGCAACCCGGAAGGUUCUUCAUCGUCGUCGUCGUCAUCUUCUGAUCCAAUCAUAUUAGCUAACUCAAGUGACGUCAACCAUUUUGGUUUCUUUCAAAGAUCGAGUGCCAGAGAAUUCAUUGUUUUCGUUGGCCGUACCGUCGCUAAACGCACUCCUCCUUCUCAACGUCAAUCUGUUCAACACGAAGAUUAUAAGGUGCAUUCAUAUAAUAGAAACGGUCUUUGUGCUUUGGGAUUUAUGGAUGAUCAUUAUCCUGUUCGCAGUGCGUUUUCUCUUUUAAACCAAGUGUUAGAUGAAUACCAAAAGAAAUUUGGUGAUUCAUGGAAAUCUGUGCAAGCUGAUUCCAAUCAACCAUGGCCUUAUUUAGAUGAAGCUUUGACCAGAUUUCAGGAUCCUGCCCAGGCAGACAAGCUGCUGAAAAUUCAAAGGGAGUUAGAUGAAACAAAAAUUAUACUGCACAAGACUAUCGAUAGUGUCCUUGAAAGAGGUGAAAAGCUGGACAGUUUAGUUGCGAAAAGUUCAGACCUCAGUACAGCUUCACAGAUGUUCUACAAACAGGCAAAGAAAACGAACCAAUGCUGCACGAUAUUGUAAAGAAAGAAUUGGCUGCAAAUUUUAAUUUGGUUGGUGUCGGUUUGUCAUUUAUACCGUUGCAAGGUUAAUGUUUCACACUUACAACUUCCCUCCCAGGUCGUUUCUUGGGAUUGAAUAGGGCAUGAAUGAUGAAUCUUCGAUGUUCCCAUGAUAUAUGUUUGAAAUUGUUUGUAAUAUAUAUUGUUUGAUUAUCGUAAAUUAUCAUAAAGAAACCCCCGUUAACAGACAAA